This is a messenger RNA of Asparagus officinalis (garden asparagus), 1177 nucleotides long. Its product is annotated as putrescine hydroxycinnamoyltransferase 1-like. The coding region runs from base 204 to 1043 and encodes 279 amino acids. NCBI's taxonomy places the organism in Eukaryota, Viridiplantae, Streptophyta, Magnoliopsida, Asparagales, Asparagaceae. Gene Ontology annotation, molecular function: acyltransferase activity, transferring groups other than amino-acyl groups. The transcript has 3 exons. The record is from RefSeq and is a predicted model, not a curated record.
CAAAACCCUACAAUUGCGUCUAACAAAUAGUAAACGAUUCUUCCCUAAUAAAGAAGGAUAAUCAAAUUAUUCCCCAUAAUUAAAGCGGGCAGCUCACCUGCUCGUCACUUCUUUCACUUAUAUAAGCCCGUAUCGUGCACACAACACUCGUCACCCACAUCUGCGAAUCUCACUUGCUCCGAAACAGCAGCAAAUUAAGCACAAUGGGCGAGUGCACCGGUGAGGCCUACACUGUCAAGAUCACCGCCGAGGACCGAGUCUCCGCUGUCCUCCCUCUCCAAGAGCACUGGCUCCCUCUCUCCAACCUCGAUCUCCUCCUCCCUCCGCUGGACGUCGGCGUGUUCUUCUGCUACAAGAACGGCGAUACUCUCAGCCGAUAUCUUGACGAUUUUGAUGGAAUGGUGAGCGUUCUUAAGGCGUCGCUGGCGAAGGCGCUGGUGGCGUACUACCCGCUUGCGGGGGAGGUGGUGGCGAACUCAGCAGGAGAGCCGGAGGUGCUGUGUAAUAACAGAGGGGUGGAUUUUAUUGUGGCGAGUGCUGACGUGGACUUGGAGAGGUUGAAUUUGUAUAAUGCGGAUGAGAGCGUGGAGAAGAAGCUGGUGCCGGAGAAGAAGGGAGGAGUCAUCAGCGUGCAGGCGACCAAGCUCAAAUGCGGCGGCAUGGUUCUCGCCUGCACAUUCGAUCACCGCAUCGCCGACGCGUACUCCGCCAACAUGUUCCUAGUCCACUGGGCCAAAAUCUCAUCAACAACUUCCGGAGGCCCAAAGACCAAACGCCCUCUACCAACUGCCCCGUCAUUCCGCCGCUCCCUCCUCGGUUCCGGGGGGGAGGUGGACUUCGGGUGGGCGGGCCAGUGUUCGGGGUGUAUCACUUCCCGUGGGCGAGGUGGGGCUGGGUAUGUUAUGCCAAUGCCGAGUGCGAGAGGGGACGGGAGUUGGGUGGUUUAUGCGCAUUUGGGGAAGGAUUUGGUGGAUGCUUUGGAGGAGGAGGGCGGGGAUGUGUUUACUCCUUUGACUGCUGAGUUUGUUAUGGGUAGUCAUUAGGUUUCUUUCUGGUGUAUGUGUUUGAUUUCAAGCAUGUGGAAUGCGUAUCGUGUAGAUGUGAUGGUGGUUGUAUGAAAUGAUAUUCUGAGGUUGAAUUUGCUAAUUUGAUGGGGAAAUGAGGGGAUCUCCGUAUU